AUGGGUAGUGAAUUAAAUUUAGAAACGACUAAAUCCAGUUGGACCGGUGGUUGGUUCAGCUGGACGCGUCAGUCAGAUGAGAUGUUGAGGAAUGUUGAGAAGAAAAUAUUGUCAUGUGUGAAAACAGCAUACAAACGUUUUUACGUAGAUAUCGGUUCAGUGGUGGGACAGAGUGAUAAGAUUUGGACAAUUUCAUUAAAAGAGGAGUCACCACGAGUGCCCCUUGUACUGCUUCAUGGCAUGGGAGCAGGGUUAGCGUUAUGGUGUCUUAACCUCGAUGCAUUGGCGGCGAAGCGACCGGUUUACGCUAUGGAUUUAUUGGGUUUCGGUCGCAGUUCUCGACCUAAUUUUGCGUCGGACGCAACUAAAGUAGAGGCACAAUGGGUCGAGUCGGUGGAGGAGUGGCGGCGAGAAGUUAACCUCGAUCAGAUGAUUUUGUUGGGACAUAGUUUAGGUGGCUACAUUGCUGCCGCCUACGCUCUCAAAUACCCCGAAAGGGUGCGGCACCUGGUGCUGGCGGACCCGUGGGGCUUCCCGGAGCGUCCGGCGCAGUCGUUGCAGGACAAGCAGCCACUGCCGCUGUGGGUGCGCGCGCUGGCGACGGCCAUGCAGCCGCUCAACCCGCUGUGGGCAGUGCGCGCCGCCGGCCCGGCCGGCCGCUGGCUGGUGCGCCGCACGCGCCCCGACCUCGCGCUCAAGUUCGCGCCGCGCCUGCCGCACGCCGAACAACUCAUCCCCGACUACAUCUACCAGUGCAAUGCGCAGACGCCCAGUGGUGAGAGUGCAUUCCAUGCAUUGAUGAUUGGUUUCGGCUGGGCCAAGAACCCUAUGGUACACCGUGUGGGUCAGUUAGACCCGAAGCUUCCAAUCACCGUCAUGUAUGGCUCACGGUCUUGGGUGGACAACACGACUGGCGAGUUGCUCUGCCAGAAUAGACCUAAUUCCAAGACAUACGUCCAGGUGCUUAACGGAGCCGGUCACCACGUGUAUUUAGACAAACCGGAUUUAUUUAAUAAAUAUGUCAUAGAGGCGUGCGAUCGAGCUGACGCAACCGAUUCACGUACGGAGAAGCAAGUUGCAGACGAAAGCAAUUGUAAUGGAGAGAUAAACUCAACGCCCUCUUCUUGA
Messenger RNA from Parnassius mnemosyne (clouded apollo), 1128 nucleotides. NCBI's taxonomy places the organism in Eukaryota, Metazoa, Arthropoda, Insecta, Lepidoptera, Papilionidae. The record is from the annotation of a GenBank genome assembly.